AUGUCAAGAUCCAGACAUUUAAGUGUUACUUCAGUGAUCUCACAAACAGGAAUCUUGUGUUUGCCACUAUUCCAGCUGGUGCUAUCGGACUCACCAUGUGAAGAAAAUGAAAUGUGCAUAAACUAUAAAGAUCAGUACACAAACGGCUGGUAUCUCUGGAUCUUGCUGCUAAUUUUCCUGGUGGCUCUUCUCUGUGGAGCAGUGCUCUUCUGCCUCCAGUGCUGGCUGAGGACACUCCAAAAUGGUCCCCGAAGACACACCAUGGCUGUUUUUGCUGUUGGAGACUUGGACCCUGCUUAUGGGACAGAAGCAGCUGUGAAUCCAGCUGUUGGAACCCACCUUCAGACUCAAAACCCUGAACUGUAUCGUGUUCCAUGUUUUCGUGCUUUAGACCCCCCACCUCCAUAUGAAGAAAUUCUAAAAUCAAGCCGGUUUUAG
Molecule: messenger RNA, 438 nt
Organism: Hippopotamus amphibius kiboko
Lineage: Eukaryota; Metazoa; Chordata; Mammalia; Artiodactyla; Hippopotamidae
Gene: TMEM207
Product: transmembrane protein 207
Exons: 5
Coding region: 1-438 (145 amino acids)
Source: RefSeq, a predicted model, not a curated record